AUGUCUCAACACGAACGAUUUAAUUUCGAUAAUUCGGAGGAGGAUGAUUUAGAAUUGAUGGAAAAUCUUCCUCGUGAUGAUGAAGAUGAAGAUGAAACUCUACAAACAACAAGAAGAACAAGAAUACAAAACGAAGUAAAUUAUAACUAUAACAAUAGAAAGAAGGGAAUUUCUCAAACUCUAAUUCAACCCGUGCUCGGAUUAUUGUACAGAAAACUCAUGCUCUUGAAACGCGAUUGGAAAAAUUCAAUCAUGAUGAUCAUGUUUCCCUUGCUAUUUAUUGUAUUAAUUAUAUUGAGUCAUAUAUCGUAUAGACAAUUAUUUAAGAAUUCAAUGAAUCCGUAUGAGGCUGGAACGGAAGAGUAUUACAAAUGGAUGGCUGAUAAUUCGCCUGUUUUCUUGUUGGGUCAGAUGGGUAAACCAAGUAAGGCUGCUUUAAUGAGUGAUUUUUCGACAAUACCAACUGAGAAGGAAAAAACAUUUUGCAUGGCUAUGGUUGCGAAUGGCCAAUUGUUGAAGGAUAAGAAUGGUAAAAAAUUAAUGCAAACCAUUGAGAGAAGGUUGACUAAUUUCAUGUCUUUUUAUGUGGAUUUUAGAACUUUUUCAAGUAUGAUGGAAAUGGAAGAGGCAAUGAAGAGUUCAUCUGAAACUGACUAUUAUUUUGGAGGAUAUAUUUUCCAUCAAUUGGAUUUUGAUUCUAUGGAUUUUAAUGUUACUGUCAUGUAUAAGAAUUCAGAUAUGGCCACUUUGCCAACUCUUUCUCAAUUGGUUCAACAAACUAUUUUGGAUAUAGCCAGUGCUCCAAAGCAGUAUAACGAAACAAGAUUGGAAUCUAUUUUCCCAUCAAUUGGUAUCCAAUCGAUUGCGUUUGGAGAUCCAAUAUCAUUGUUAUUUUUGGAAAAUACUAUUUAUUAUUUGGUUAUUCCAAUGGUAUUUAUUCUUCCUCAAAUAGUUUCAAAUAUUGUUGCUGAGGAGGAAAAGGAAACCAAGGUUCAACUCUUACUCAGCUCUGUAUCAAAGAAAAUGUACUGGUUCUCACAUAUUGUUUUUGAUUCCACCCUACUGUUAAUUAUUUCUCUCAUACAAAUAAUUGGAGGUACAUUCAUAGCACAAGCGAAGGCAUUCACAGAUAAUUCACCAUUUGCUUAUCUUUCUCUCUAUUUAUUUUAUUCAAUUUAUUUCUUGACCUUUGCUUACAUGUUCAGUUACUUUUUCAAGAAGGUUGAAGAUUCUCAAAAAUGGUCUGGUUUUAUUGUAUCACUGACAGUAGUAUUUACUUUCCUUGUAUUCAAAUUUUUAUUUGGAUACGAGACUAGUAUGGCACUCAAGAUUUUCUUGUGCUUUGUCAUUCCUGGUUGGAAUCUUUUUUACGGACUUUCAAUUUUAGGACUUGCUGCUUAUAAUGGAACACCAAUUUCAUUCCUUGACAUUAUUUUAUUUAGAAAUCAUGGAUCUGAGAUGUCUGUAUUAUUGAUUGUUAUUAUCAUUUCGAGUCUUUUGAAUGUUUUUGUAAUGCUAUCUCUUGAAUACUUUGAAUAUUUGAAGAGAAAGCCAAAUUCUUGGAUUAACAGAAUUAUUCCUUCCUUUAUUAGAAGAAAGGUACAAAUGGACACUAACGAAUUACCAGUUAGUGAAGUUGAACUCCAAGAAAUGAUUGAAAAAUACUCUAAUGCAGACGAAAUCUUUGGUGAGAGUGAAGAGGAAUCAUUGGGAGGAUAUUCUCUCCUUGUGGAAAACGUUUUCAAAUGGUAUGGUGACUAUUGCGCUCUUAAAUCGGUCAAUUUAGGGGUAAGGAAAGGAGAAAUUUUUGGCUUGCUUGGUAAGAAUGGUAGCUCAAAAACAACCCUAUUGAAAUGUAUUUGUGGAUUGUCUGGAAUUAGUAGAGGAAAAAUAUCAAUUAAUGGUACAAGCGUUUUUGAGAAUUUCUCUGCAGAACAUAGUUUGGGUGUCUGUCCUCAAAAUAAUAGAUUGUAUGAGAAUUUAACAGUGUGGGAACAUUUAAAGACCUAUCAUUUAAUUCGUGGAACCUAUUCCUUUGCAAAUGUAACCCAAUGCUUGAAUACUUACAAAUUUGCUCCAGAAGAUGCCAACAAAACUGUAAAGGAAUUAUCAGGAGGUAUGAAACGUAAAUUAUCAGUUGCUUUGGCAUUCAUUGGUUCUGCUAAUUUGAUUCUUCUCGACGAGCCUACAUCAUCUCUGGAUGUUGCUACCAGAAGAGUAAGAUGGCAACAAUUGGAACAAAGAAUGCUCUCAAAGACAAGUAUGGAAAAUUCUACAAGGUCGUUAUUACCAACUAUGAUGAAGACAAUGUGGAAAGAACAAACGACUUUGUGA
Messenger RNA from Naegleria gruberi, 2334 nucleotides. RefSeq lists its product as uncharacterized. The coding region runs from base 1 to 2334 and encodes 777 amino acids. The record is from RefSeq and is a predicted model, not a curated record. The transcript has 3 exons. Gene Ontology annotation, molecular function: ATP binding; ABC-type transporter activity; ATP hydrolysis activity. Gene Ontology annotation, cellular component: membrane; intracellular membrane-bounded organelle. Gene Ontology annotation, biological process: transmembrane transport; lipid transport. NCBI's taxonomy places the organism in Eukaryota, Heterolobosea, Eutetramitea, Acrasida, Naegleriidae.